Cucumis sativus (cucumber) is the source of this 1964-nucleotide messenger RNA. RefSeq lists its product as uncharacterized. Lineage: Eukaryota; Viridiplantae; Streptophyta; Magnoliopsida; Cucurbitales; Cucurbitaceae. The coding region runs from base 160 to 582 and encodes 140 amino acids. The transcript is spliced from 4 exons. The record is from RefSeq and is a predicted model, not a curated record.
AAAAGUAGUUUUGCCAUUUUUCAAAAUGACCCAUAAAAACGUUGCUAUAUCUCUUAUGACAAAGAGUGUGCAUCUACAUAUUCGACUUGUUUUUUGUUCGUAAAAUUGGAGAAAUUGAGGACACAACUCCAAUUCCUAGCAUGCUUUCUCCCUAAGACUAUGCUGGUCCUAGUCGGGGAGUGGCAUUUACAUCCCAGAAAGACACACAUGUAUCACCUCGUGUUGGCACUUCCAUUGCAAUGCACAACUCUGACAUAUAUAGUGCCGACAUUUCCUUCCUUAAGCUUGAAAAAAGUACUGUGUCAGGAACGUGUUGAUGUAAAAUCUUUCAGUUUUGAUGGAUCUUAUUACAAGCUUUCAACUCUUCUUAGCACGACUUCUGACAGAACAAAGAACCAGAAUCAAUUGUUUGAUGAUAUUAACAACAUGUAUGAUGAUCUUCGUGAUGAUUCUAGUCAUCACAAUCUGGACAAGAAUGAUGACCAUCAAAAUAACAAACAUGUGAUCAUCCAUGAGAAUCCAUUUGUUCAAGAGUCACAUCUUCAAGAAUCUACUGUAGAAACUCAACAGGAACAAAAAUGAACAACGCCUCAACAUCAAGAGUAGUCAGGCAGUGAUAUUAGCAUAUAUGGCAGAGAUGCACAUUUGAUAUUAACUAUAAGUAAUAUAGCAGAAAAUAUGGAAGGUCAUACUCAAACAGAAAAGGGAUUGCUAGAAAUGAUUGAAAAUCUUCCGUUGGUAAGCCAACCACUUCCACUUUGUGAGAUGCUACCAUUAACUACUGUCAAAGGUCUUGCAUUAGUUUAAUUGGUAUGUGUGCCCUAAAGGGAUAAAAGCUCUUGGCAGUGAAAGAUUUUACAAAACCAUUCAUCAAUUUUAAUUUGAAAAUUCCAAAAUACCAGUACAUUGACAAUAUUUAGAAUCAAAGUUCUAAAUAAAGAACUAAAUAUGCUUUUAAAUUAAAAGAUACAUAGAACUGACUCUUGUUGACGUCUUUGAAUCUAUAAUCCACCGAAUUGGGGACACCACCCGUUGGAGACCUUCCUAUCUUCGAAGAUGAGAUUGGUUUGUGGAAAACAAUUGGAAUGAAAAAAAAAUUUAGAGAGAAACUAUGUAACACCCCCAAUAUCAAGGUAUUUCUCUCAAGCUAAAUUUUUAAAAUUUUAUUAAGAUUUUAAGGAAUUUGGUUGUGGUGUGGAUUUAGCAGGAAGUGAAGGGGGCUUUUAUGAAAAAAUAUACUAAUACUAAAGGUUAAAUAAUAAUAAUAGAAUUAAUGUUAUUAUUAAUUUAAAAUAUCAAUUCUUUAUUGAUUCACGUGCAACCCCAUCUCUUUCUCCUUCACUCUUCCUCUUCCCCGUGCCCACCGCCGCCUGCCUCCCUUAGCCAUUUUAUAUUACUCUUGGACGUCAGCCGGCCACGCCGUCACCGAUCCCUUCGUCUCCGUUGAAGCCGAAGCACCGUUCGUCGUGAGUUCGAACUCUCGGCAUCGCGUCUCACCUCUGUUUUCCAGCCAAGCUGUGAUUCAUUCGCGCGUAGCUCCUUCGACGUUCGCGCCACCACAUUCUGCUCCAGGUGACGAGGAGCGUCACCGAUUGACCUAUCAUCUCACCGGCGUUGUUACUUAGUUGAAGCAGCCGUCGACCAGACCUGAGCCCGUCACGUCUGUUGAAGUGUCGUCGCGCGGCUCUUCACCUUCCAGCCAUGGGUUGUAAGCUGAAGUUUGUUUUUCGUUUGUUGAUUAGAUCUGAUCUAUUACACGCGUCGAUUCCAGUUAUUCGAAGUUGUUGCCCCCAUUUUACUCUAAUUUUUGGGAUUUUUGUGUAAGUUGUAUUGGUGAGUGUGGUGGUUUUACAUUGUAAUUAUCCUUGGGUUGUAGUUUUGGAUAAUUAGUUAAAUUGUUAAUUGAUUCUUGAAGUUAGCGUUUGAGUUCUUUGGAUUCACAACUAAAUUGUAGAUUUGUUGGA